Oxyura jamaicensis (ruddy duck) is the source of this 1106-nucleotide messenger RNA. It is a transcript of the gene MAP1LC3C, whose product is annotated as microtubule associated protein 1 light chain 3 gamma. Gene Ontology annotation, molecular function: ubiquitin protein ligase binding. The transcript is spliced from 4 exons. NCBI's taxonomy places the organism in Eukaryota, Metazoa, Chordata, Aves, Anseriformes, Anatidae. Gene Ontology annotation, biological process: cellular response to nitrogen starvation; macroautophagy; autophagosome assembly. Bases 95 to 523 code for a protein of 142 amino acids. The record is from RefSeq and is a predicted model, not a curated record. Gene Ontology annotation, cellular component: autophagosome membrane; cytosol; autophagosome.
GGCGCCGGGAGCGGCCGGGUCCGUACCCGCGGCCCCUUAAGAGGCUUGGGGCGGCGGCGGUAGCACCAGGAGGAGCAGCAGCAGCGGAGGCAGGAUGCAGGCGGCCCCCGGAGCGCAGGCGACGCGGCCCUUCAAGCUGAGGAAGAGUUUCGCCACCAGGCUGGAAGAAGUAGCCGGCAUCAGGGCCAAGUUCCCGACGAAAAUCCCGGUGAUUGUUGAGAGAUACCAGAAGGAAAAAUACCUUCCUCUGCUGGACAAAACCAAGUUUCUUGUUCCCGAGGAGCUGACCAUGACCCAGUUCAUAACCAUCAUCAGAAGCAGGAUGGCUCUAACAGCUACACAAGCUUUCUACCUGCUGGUGAACAACAAGAGCCUAGCCAGUAUGUCCUUGACAAUGGCAGAAGUGUACAGGGACUACAAAGAUGAAGAUGGCUUUGUGUACAUGACAUAUGCUUCCCAGGAGAUGUUUGGAUGCUUCUUACUCACUCAAGGGAAAGCUAUGGAAUGUCUUCAAAAAACCUAAGGCUGGGGUCUGCAUGCUACAGUGAAGCAGUUGUACUGUGAGUCAUGCCUGUGACGUGAAGCUCGGAGAUGCUCCUUCCAAUAUGAGUUCAUGAGCUCUGUACUGGGGAGUCAUGACCCAAAAGCUGGCAGGACCAGCUCAAGGCAGAAAUGGUGGUACACGUUUCCUGGAUAAUAACUUAGAUAUCUAUUUUUAUACCUGAAGACACUAUGGGGUUUUUUGGAACUGCACCUUCACUUUUUUUUUUUUUUUUUUUUUUUUGCAAUACCAAUCUUUGUAACUGCUUUUUAAGGUGUCCUUAAAGUCUAAAUCUAAGAGUAAAAUAAAGAAGCUUUUAAGUAUUGGGUUGAACAUUAGUUUUAAUCUGGGGAAAGACCUAUCUAGGUGAAGGUCCUAGAGCAAUUCUGGGAGUUUGAGCUUAAUGUCUCCUAAAUAAAGCAUUGCUUGCAUAGCCACUCCUUGAACUUCUGGAUGAGAUAACAAAGUUCUGGGUCUGCUCCACUGUGAGUGACUUUACCUAUAAACAAUUUAAGCUAGGUACCUGAGCUGCAAGACUGCAGCUAGCCUUAGAACAGGAUUCAGU